This is a messenger RNA of Gloeophyllum trabeum ATCC 11539, 1972 nucleotides long. RefSeq names its product FAD/NAD P-binding domain-containing protein. The transcript is spliced from 18 exons. The record is from RefSeq and is a predicted model, not a curated record. Gene Ontology annotation, molecular function: oxidoreductase activity. NCBI's taxonomy places the organism in Eukaryota, Fungi, Basidiomycota, Agaricomycetes, Gloeophyllales, Gloeophyllaceae. The coding region runs from base 1 to 1680 and encodes 559 amino acids.
AUGUCUGUCGCCAAUGCUAGUCUCAGCAUCGUACAAGAAUACAUAUCUACGUCCCAGAAACUCGCGAAGCAAGGCCGGAUCCUUCCUCUGGUCUCGCCCUGGCGAGCAUACCAAGUGAUCCUCCAACUGAUCUACAUAUGGUUGCAAGGGAUCAUAAUUCUUCUGUUCAAACCCACCCCUCCAAAAUCUCCCGACCAGCCGACGAAACCGUUGGGUAGAGUGGCUGUGGUCGGUGCUGGGCUGACCGGAAUAUCAUCUGCUGCACACGCAAUCGCGCACGGCUUCGAUGUGGUCAUUUACGAGGCUGGAGAUCGCCCGGGGGGAAUCUGGGCUCAUGUGAAUAGCACAUCAGGUCUCCAACUCAACUCUCUCAUCUAUCGCUUCCACCCGGCCGUACUGUGGCGUCACGCGUUUCCAAAACGCGACGAAGUCCUCAGUGAAAUACGGCGUAUCUGGAAGGAAUAUCAGCUCGAGCCGCGGACUCGGUUCAACACCCGAGUAACGUCUGUCACACGGUCGCCAGCCGACUUUGUAGAGGCCGAGGACCUCGAUCCCAAAAAUUCGGGGCACGCUCGAUGGAUCAUAAACGAUGGUUCGGAUGGUCCGUUCGAUGCAGUCAUUGUUACCAUCGGCACCUGCGGGAAACCGCAGAAAGUAGGUUUCCCAGGCAUGCCCGAUUCUGAAGAGAGUGGGGACAACAGAUCCGACAAAAGCGACCAGAAGCGGGAAGGCAAGGAAGACGAACACGAAGGAGAAACGUUCCAAGGUCAGGUCAUCCAUUCGUCUGAAUUGGAUGAAGCGGAUUUGGAAGGCAAGACCGUCCUGGUAAUUGGCAGUGGGGCCAGUGGCGUGGAAGCAGUCGAGACUGCUUUGAGCAAGGGCGCAAGAGAUACACUCAUGGUCGCCAGGGAUGACAAGUGGAUUAUACCAAGGAACAUAGUAUUUGAUACCACGCUUUCAGCACAACCAUUUGGGCGUGAGACUCCCUUAAGCUUCAUCUGGGAAUGGGUUCUCAAGAAAUGGCACUAUCGCGGCGUCGAGGACAUAGCCCCGCACCAUCGCGGAAUCUUUGAGGGUACACCUGUCGUGAAUGACGAGUUCCUGAACUACAUUCGCACGGGUAGAUGUACCUAUGUCCGGGGAGAUACCUUGCGGCUUACAAAUUCUGGCAUUUUGGUCAACGUGCGGUCUCGUGAAUCUAAGCCGAAAGACCCGGGUGAGAAGAAGGAGUUCAAGGGAGACGUUGUAGUUCUGGCUACUGGUUUCCAGAGGCCAGAGAUUGACUUCUUGCCGGAAGACCUCUUCCCCGAGAACUAUCAGAGACCCGACCUGUACUUGCAGAACUUCCCAACUGAAGACUGGUCCAUCCUCCUCACGAACUCAGCUUAUGUAAAUGCUAUUGGAACUGUCGGACAUUUCCACAUCGGUAUCUAUACCCGCAUCCUCUUGACGCUCCUGCUGGACAAGGACGCUAGGCCGGCUCCCAAAGAUAUGAAACUCUGGGUGGACAACGUCCGAUUCGUCAAACGAGGCGCAAAGGGUGGCCCCUUGAGCUUCUUCACUUACAUGGAACUCACUAUCUGGCUACUGUUGUUCCACUUGUUCCGCCCUGAUCGUAUUCGAUGGCUGUUCUUCAUCAUGCAAGGCUGGGGUGUCGUACCGCAAGAGUAUAGACAGUAGAAGUUUAGAUAUCAAAAUUUCUCCCUUGUUUGUAUAAAAUAUUGCUGCGCGGUUGCAUUCACGAACACGAAACGCGCAUAUCUGACCCGUGCAUUACUUUACUGAGCAUACACAAGAUAAGAUACCUUCUUUGUAUUUCCCCCAUGUUCCGCGGAGAACAGCGCGGCACAAUCAGUGCCGUAACUUUCAUGCAAAGUAGAGUUACACAGCAUGCGGCCAUAGCAUAUGGCAUAGAUGACAAAUGCGGUAAAACAUGACGAUGCAGGAAAGAUACAAUGACGACCGACAACCC